Messenger RNA from Mesocestoides corti, 1380 nucleotides. The record is from the annotation of a GenBank genome assembly. Lineage: Eukaryota; Metazoa; Platyhelminthes; Cestoda; Cyclophyllidea; Mesocestoididae.
AUGGCUGCAGCCACUGCUUUGGGAAACUCUUUCUCGUGUUGGUUAAAAAAUUUCUUGAAUGACCUAAGUGGUGACAUCGACACGGACGUGUUCGGUGAAUAUAUUGAAGGUUUGCUGCAAGAUGAAACCCUCGAAAAGCAAGAAAUCCUUGAAAGUAUUAGCAGUUUUCUUGAAUCCGUAAUCCCCUCAGAGUCUGCGAUUAAGGGCGGUGAGAAGAUCGUUUCUCAGUAUCGUGCCAUCAAAACCAAUUGUGCGCCAGAUUCGGUUGCCCCAUCCAAUGCCAGUGAAGCAGCAAAACUGGAUGACCUUGAGCAGCAAAUGCGCACACUAUUGGCCCAGCAGCCCAAAAUUAAGCCAACUCCUUCCGCAAACCAUCCAACCCCUAGCGUACCUCAACGUGACAACCGUGACGCCUGCACUGUCGCGGCCCUGAGGGCUGCUGGCGUCGGUGGUUACCAAGGCAACGAGGAGGAGGAGGCCGCGCUCGCAGUGGCCCUCGCUGACGCCGAAUUCUUCUCCAAGCAGAAGUUGGCGUCUGCCGCGACCUUGGGUUCCACGGUGGCUGGUUCCAGGCGUGCUCCGAAAUCCGACGCACCUGACGCCGCUGUGGUUGGCUCCCUGCCUAACGAAAGUGAAAAUAUCGAUCUGGAGGAGAUUGAAGAGGCACAAGGUUAUGGUAAAAAGGACGGCAUCAAGCCGGGCAGUGUAAUGGACGCGCUCUCCACUCUGGACCCGCACAAAUUCGGCUCCUCGCAGGCAACUCCGACGGCGCGCGAGGAGCUCAAGGUGGGUCGGCUGAAACGCCUUCCCACCCCCGGCGACGUCAACUCCAGCACCCCGGCGUACCUCCUCCUCGCAUCACGUGGCCAUCAGGCGGCGGUGGGUGUCGGUGGGACUGCAGCCACCACCACUACCACCUCCUCCGCCACCGUCUCCACGACCUCCAACCAGAGAAAGAAGGGACUUCAACCCUCCAAGCACCUAGCCGAUAUCGGUGCGCGCGCCGAACUGAAGCACCAGAAGAUGCUUGCGAUGCAGAGGGAGAAGCUGGGAAACCUCCCCAGCGCGGCUCGCAGCCGACUGGACGAUAUGGACGCCUUCUUCAUUAGCGACGAUGACAAGGAGGAAGUGGUGGACCCCUCGGCAAACUCCAAGUCCCCUAGUGUAUCGGUGGCACAGCCAGACAUCCUGUUGGCGGGUGGUGGGAAUCGCGAGCGCGUGAAGGAGGCUGAGAAGGCGGCGCGGGUCGCGGCGGCCGCGGACCAUGCAGAGCGCAGGGCUAAGGAGAAGGCGGAGCGCACCAAACAGCUGGAGACCGAGGCCAAGCGCAAAGCCACCGCGCAGCAACGAGCCCAGAAGGUCGAACGGAGGCGUCGUUGA